This is a messenger RNA of Magnolia sinica, 3812 nucleotides long. Its product is annotated as pentatricopeptide repeat-containing protein At3g29230-like. The record is from RefSeq and is a predicted model, not a curated record. Lineage: Eukaryota; Viridiplantae; Streptophyta; Magnoliopsida; Magnoliales; Magnoliaceae. The coding region runs from base 484 to 2259 and encodes 591 amino acids. The transcript is spliced from 2 exons. Gene Ontology annotation, biological process: RNA modification. Gene Ontology annotation, molecular function: RNA binding; protein binding.
AGCCAAUCCAUUUCCGUGAAAAGCAAGCUAUUCCAAGACUUACGUGGGCCACAAAAAUAGAAUAAAUAUAGGUUGAAUAUGUGACCGCGCAUUGUUGUUCCAUGUGGUGUUUACCUUUUCCUAUUGGAUAGUGAUAGAUAUUGGAAUGUACGGUGAACAUGAGGACUCAAACCAGAUGGACGGUUUAGAUUCCACAAAAAAUCACGGGUGGGCCAAAACAGCUCGAACGUAUGGUAAUUACCAUACCUUGCAACGUAUACAACUAAUGGGCAACUACUCCGGUAUUCCCUCAACUACCAUAACCAACCACAACCUAUAAAAGGUCCACCAGAUCUAAUUCCUACCCUCCUAGCCACCAAACGAAUCCCACCUCAGUCAGAAUGGCUGCUCUCAUCAUCACAAUCAAUCUCAUCCCUCCAUUUUUCUCCCCAUCCUAAAACCUUCAUUCCCCUCAGACCCUCCAUCAAAUGGAAAAUCCUAUCCAUGUCCUCCAUUCCCAUGUCUCCUCUCUUCUCCCAACCGCUCAAAACCUCAUUUCUGUCUCUCCUCCAAACUGCCAAAAGACCCUAUUUCCAAAUCCUGCAAAUCCAUGCGCAAAUGAUCCUAACAGGCAUUUUCUCAAACACCUUCGCUUCGUCGCGCCUCGUUGCCGCAAUCUCUGCCUCAAACCCUUCAGACGCCGUCUAUGCUGAUGCUGUAUUCUCCCAAAUCCCCCACCCCAAUACCUUCAUCUACAACACCAUGAUCCGAAUCCACGCCGACAGCCCUUGCCCACUUCGCGCACUUAUCUUCUACCGUCAGCUGAAGGGGGAUGGCGUUCCAGUCGAUAAUUACACGUACCCGUUUGUUCUAAGGGCAUGCGGGUUGGUUUUGGGGUUGCGUGAAGGGAGAGGAGUGCAUGGGGAGGUGGUGAAGAGAGGGUUUGGAGGAGAUUUGUUCGUGGGGAAUGGGUUGAUUAGUAUGUAUUGUCGGUGUGGGGAGGUGGGGUUUGGGAGGAAGGUCUUUGAUGGAAUGGCUGUGAGGGAUUUGGUCUCGUGGAAUGCUAUGGCGGGUGGGUAUGUGGGGUGUGGGGAGAUGAGGGAGGCGCAGAAGGUGUUUGAUGAAAUGCCUGAGAGGGAUGUGUUCUCUUGGGCUAUGAUGAUUGAUGGGUAUGGGAAGAAACUUGGUGAUGUUGGUCGGGCUCGGGAGCUCUUUGAUGAGAUGCCAGAUAGAGAUACGGUUUGUUGGAAUUCUAUGAUUGAUGGGUAUGCUUCUGUUGGAGAAAUGAAUGCUGCCCAGUCAUUGUUUGAAGAGAUGACGGAGAGAAAUGUGGUUUCUUGGAGCAUCAUGAUAGAGGGCUAUGCUCGCCAUGGGAAAUCCAAGGAAGCUUUGGAUCUAUUUCAGCAAAUGCUGUACCAAGGUACGAAGCCUGACAAGGUUUCUGCAGUCGGUGCAAUCAUGGCAUGUGCUCAACUGGGUGCUCUUGAUCAAGGGAGAUGGAUACAUAAGUACCUAGAGAAGAACAAAAUUUCAUUGGAUGUUGUGGCUCAGACUGCUCUCAUUGACAUGUAUAUGAAAUGCGGGAGUUUGGACCAUGCAAGAAGACUUUUUGAAAACAUGCCUGAAAGAAACGUUAUUUCUUCGAAUGUAAUGAUUGUUGGACUUGGGAACAAUGGUUUUGGAGAAGAAGCUCUGGAGCUAUUCUGUCAAAUGGAGAGAGCAGGAGCUCCGAUGGAUGAUCUGACUUUCCUUGGUGCUUUGACGGCCUGUAGCCAUGCAGGUCUAGUCAGUGAAGGUUUGAGAAUUUUCGAUAGAAUGAGAAAUGCUUACAAGAUCCAACCUAAAGUUGAACACUAUGGUUGCUUUGUAGAUCUACUUGGCCGUGCAGGGCGGUUAGAUGAAGCUAAAAAUAUCAUUGAAACCAUGCCCACGAAACCAAAUUCAGCUUUGUGGGGAUCUCUUCUUGCGGCAUGUCGAACCCAUCGGUGUGUUGACCUUGCAGAAAUUUCAGUUGAUCGGCUCGUGGAGCUUGGAGCAGAUGACGGUGGGGUUUAUGUUCUUAUGUCGAAUAUCUAUGCCGAGGAGGGAAUGUGGGAUGAUGUGUUGAGGAUAAGGAAGCUGGUGACCAGCCGAGGAAUGAAGAAGGAAAUUGGAAGGAGUGUGAUCGAGGUUGGUGGCAGCGUCAACGAGUUUGUAAAUGGAGAUCGGUUGCAUUUUCGAAUGGAGGAGAUUUAUUCAGUGCUUUGGAGCUUGUCGAAGUCAUUGAUGUCUGCAAUAUAGGUUCUGGGUAUUAGGAAUGCUACUUACAGCUGCACAUGAGCAAGUCUUGAACCCAAGCACCAUGCAUGUGCAAAAUGGCACUCCUGUGUGAGAUCUGGGAUGUCCAUCAGGAGGGCCCCAUGUUGAAUGUGCUUGACCUUGGCCUAUCCACUGGCCAGGUGGUUCACAUGUGUGAAGGCAUGGAUGGUGAGAAAAUGAGUGGAUGUUCCACAUUAGAUGUACAUUUGAUGCUCUCUAAAUUAUUCAGUGUGGACUGCCUUAUGAACAGUCCAUGUGGUGGCAGAAGCGCAGCUGCAAGUAACAUUCACCUCCGGGUAUUGAAGAUUUAAGGAGAAGGAAGAAGAGUAACUCCCUCUUGCAGAUGGUUCUUCCGUUGAGGGUGAGGCCAUCUUCAGUGGCAUUAUUGAAAGCUGGAAAUGAAGAUAAGUCUCCUCCUUUUGCUUUUCAUCAGGUCAUGGAUUGAAAGACUAUGGAGAUGUGUCUCAAACUGUGUCAUUUGCAGUGCCAAUCAACUUAAGGAGAAAUGAGUAGUAAUGAGAGGUUUGACAUUGGAGCAUCAAACGGUAUCUGUCCGGUGAAAAGAAAAGACAUGGAUGAUCCAAUGAUAUGUGAUAGAAGGAUUUCAAAGAGGAAUUGAAAAUUCCUUAGCUUGUUUGGGAUAAUUGUAUGGUGUGCAUACUGUCUUCUUAUUUAGUCAUUUGUUGGGGGAUUUGGAAAGAGAGAUAAUUAUGCAUCUUUAAAGAUGUAAACAGCAUUGUCAAAUAAACCAAUAUGAGAAAAGGUAGCCUGACUGAAUAGCUGUAACAACUGGAUUUGAAUUCCGAAGGUAGAUGGAGAUUGCGUUGAAGCAGAGGUGAUUGGGGAAGGUCUAUGCAUCUUUGCAACUUCUUUCCCAAGGUCCAUUAAUCAGGGAGUGAAUGUUGUAAAUGGUGUUUGAACAAGGCCAUGGAACAUUGGAAGCUGGUUUCUUUCUUUGAAGAAAUUAGGUGAUUUUGCAGCAAGGAGAAGCAUUUUGUUUUCCUGGGUCCCAAGAUAGCAAAUUGAUCUGCUCUCAUUCUUAUGAAAGAGGGGUUGUCACGGUAUUCGCCUUUGUUAUUGGAAAUCCCUCAAUGUAGCUCUUCAUGGAUUAGAUGAGUCAAAUAGAGCUUUUGGACAUUUUCUUGAGUCCAUGAACAGGAUCUAGAUAGAUCUGUGGAUCUGUACAUCUCAAUCCCUGUCUACAAUUUAUUAAAAGUCAAUCGUUGCUCCUCAAAAACAUAGUGAAGCAGGCUUCUCAGCAACAAGGCAAGUGUUUUGUGGGCUCAGUAUGAAAUCCAUCGGGGUUUGUAAUAGAGAAGAAGAUGGGCUCACCAUCACUGAUUUUGUAGUUUUGAAAACUACUCGAACUUUCAAAAGUACUCAAACAUGUGAUGGUGGGCCCUGACUGGUGGUGGUCCUUCUUCUCUACUAGUCUGGCAGAGUGAACUGAGGGAUUUGUAGGGAUUCCAGUUUUUGAGUCAUUGGGUUUUGAAGGAUUUAAAUCAAAAGAGCUCAUUUUGCAUUCCCACCUCAAA